AUGGCGCCUCAUCAGCAAGCACGACCUGGAAGGGUCAUUGCUGUGAUUGCUGUAGUUGCCGCGAUGACAGCUGGUCAGAUGAUCCAAGCUUUCCUUGUGAAUCCUGGCCGGAGGGCAGACUCGGACGGUGGCGUUGAUCGACGAACUGCCUUGAUGCUAGCUGUCGGCUGGCCCUCAGCAGCUCAAGCUGCUGCCAGUGCUCCUUCCAAGUGGGCAGGACGCUGGGAUGAUCCGGAUGCUCCAGGCUGCAGGCGGGAGAUAAUCAUGAACUUCGACGGCACAAAGGGGCGGCUGGUUGGUGCGGAGUCCACAGGCAUGAACCCAGGCUUGUCCGCAGCUGAGAUGGCCCGUGAAAAAAGGGUCUUGGACACAAAAAAAGGGUGUGCCCGCGGUGAUGCACUCAAGUUCUGGGAAGCCAAGCUUUCUUCUGCGGGCAAGGACUCCAACGAACUGACGAUUGACUUGUCAAAGACGGGUAUCCCUGGUGCUAAGCAGGUCAUUGCAAAGUGGGAUGGAAAUGGAAUUGUCUUUCCAGAUGGCUCCAGGUGGACCCGUGGAGGCAGCGUUGCAGGUGGUAGAGGAAGCUGA
Symbiodinium pilosum is the source of this 588-nucleotide messenger RNA. NCBI's taxonomy places the organism in Eukaryota, Dinophyceae, Suessiales, Symbiodiniaceae. The record is from the annotation of a GenBank genome assembly.